Molecule: messenger RNA, 501 nt
Organism: Zonotrichia albicollis (white-throated sparrow)
Lineage: Eukaryota; Metazoa; Chordata; Aves; Passeriformes; Passerellidae
Source: RefSeq, a predicted model, not a curated record
AUGAAUUUCCUGUUUAUGCUGAUUGAGUACUGGGUCCUUCCCUCCAUUCCACCACCUUGGACAAAGAUUGUGUCCCAUGGGAUGAGGAGUUGUACUGUUGAGUACCUGAUCACUGGGCGCUCUGGGAAGCUGGACAGUCACAUUAGGACGCUGGGACUGAGGAAGCCGCUGCUUUUCCAGUGGGAUAAAACCCGAUCUUCCUUACUCAAGGAUCAGCAAGGGACUUUUUCUGCCUCUGCAGCCACGGAAGGUUGUAAUAAAAGUAAAUCUAGUUCGGCUGAUCCGGACUAUUGCAGGAGGAUCCUAGUUAGAGAUGCCAAAGGUUCAAUCCGAGAGAUUAUUCUGCCUAAAGGGCUUGAUCUGGACCGUCCCAAGCGGACCCGCACCUCCUUCACGGCCGAGCAGCUCUACCGCCUGGAGAUGGAGUUUCAGCGCUGCCAAUACGUCGUGGGCCGGGAACGCACCGAGCUCGCCCGCCAGCUCAAUCUCUCCGAGACUCAG